Molecule: messenger RNA, 1143 nt
Organism: Cydia pomonella (codling moth)
Lineage: Eukaryota; Metazoa; Arthropoda; Insecta; Lepidoptera; Tortricidae
Product: trypsin-like
Exons: 3
Coding region: 16-792 (258 amino acids)
Biological process (GO): proteolysis
Molecular function (GO): serine-type endopeptidase activity
Source: RefSeq, a predicted model, not a curated record
ACUUUACGUCAAGAAAUGAUGGCAGUAGGACUUUUAAUUUUAAUACUUAACUUUCAAUUAGUAAAGGGAAAACUUGAAGGUUUCAUAGUCGGGGGUUCUGUGGUUGAAUCUAUAAAAAAAUUCCCUCAUGUUGCUUUUUUGAAUUUGGAAGUUCCUGAUUCGAAACUAGAAUUUAUAUGUGGGUCAUCUAUACUGAACCAAUUGAUUUUGUUAACUGCUGCGCACUGUUUGGAUGGCAUUACAAAAGGUACAGUUUCUGUGGGUAACGUGUAUAGGGAGAAUGGAACGCUGUACCGUAUCGCGAGCUUCAGGCUACACGAGCAGUGGAAUUCUGAUGAUCUAGUAAAUAACAGUGACGACAUAGCUCUGUGUAAAGUGAAGAAACCGCUGAUAUUGGGAUCGAACGUGAAGAGGGUGGUGUUGAUGAAGGACCCACCGAAAGCGGGAACAGCUGACUUGGCUGGGUGGGGUGCAACUGACGAAAAGUUCUAUACUGAAUCAAUACAGCUUAAGCACACAAAACAGAAGCUGUGGACUCAUCAACAGUGCAGGAAAAUCUUACGCCAGUUACCCAGAGGAGCUAUUUGUGGAGGCGAAAGUCGUGCGAGAGAAAAUUUUGCUUCCAAAGGGGACUCGGGCAGCGGGCUUCUAAUUGACAAUCAAAUAAUCGUUGGGCUGGUCUCGUACAAAGACGUCCACGUCUCUCGCAGUCUGAUGAUUUGCACUGAUGUCCCAUACUACUACGAUUGGAUCGUACGCACAUCGCAACGAUUAACAUGCUCUUUUUAUUGAAUGCAAGAAAUAAAAAAUGGAUUUUCUAUAGUUUUAUUAUAUUGGCAUAAUAUCAUAAUUAUCGUCUGAUCCUCCGUCCUAUAGCAUAAUAAUAAAAAACAACCUCAUGGUGAUGUCGACGAGCACGGCCCGCCGUUGCGAUCGAUCUGUUAUCACAAUGUCAGGAUUGGCUACAAUAGUCCUGUCAGAAAUCAACAACAACCUCACUUAAAUAUUGAAAUAUAAAAAUCCUCGCUAUUUUAUGUGCGGUGGGCAUGAUAAAAUAUAUGUUUUGAAAAAGUAUACUUUACAAUAUUUCAGGCAUAUUUAAAACUGUCAAUAUUUAUGCCCAAUUACUGCUUUGUAGCAGUA